AUUUUAGAAGUGAUUUCUUAAGUAGUAUAUUGUAGUACACCUUAUACUUGUAAUAUGUGUCUUCAAAAUGUUAACAAUAUCUCUGAUAAAAUUUCUAUGUAUUAAGUGAACAGUAUUGACGUAUACAACAAUCUAAAGAACUGUAAAAUAUAAUUCUUACCGACAUAACCUAGAACUGAUAUAUAUUCACAAGUGCACAUGGCGCCACACGUAAAAAUGCAACCGAAAUUACUCAAUGUGAAUAGAACGCAGAAUCAGCCAAAGAAACGCAAGAAGAUUGUUCUUGUAUUUGAUGAGAACAAGAGACGAGAAUUUCUGAAGGGGUUUCGUAAAAGGAAAUUACAAAGGCAACAGAAAGCUAAGGACGAGUUGCAACAACAAUUAAAAGAAGAACGGAAAAGAAUUAAACAUGAGGAAAUAUUGCUUUUACAGGCACGAGAACGUUAUAAAACGCUAUUAUCAAACCGUGAUAUUCCUGAAAUUCAACAACUAUUAUCUCAAGAAGAAUAUGAAACAGAAGGACAUACUGUCAGUAUUUUGGAAUUAAAUGUUGCAGAUCUAGCAGAGAAGAAUGCAUUAAUUGGUGAAAAUAAAGGCACUGAUGAAGUGGAAAGUAAUGAGAAAGAAGAGAGUGAUAAAGAUUCUGAAAAUGAUGAAGAAAUUGUAGGGAUGCCUUUAAAUGAAAAGAAACAAACUAAAAGUUUGAAAGAAAAUGUAAAAGGGAAGCAAAUUGACAAUAGAAAAGAUUUAAAGAAAGCAGUAAAAAGAGCUGCAUUGAAACAAGUGAAGAGGAGUAAAGCAUUCCAACAAAAACAGAAAAUGGAACGUCAAAAGAAUAAGAAAGAGAGUAUGAGAAAACGUAAAAGAGUUGAAAAAGCUAAGAAACGUAGUGGGAAAUUUAAAAAAAAGUUAAAUCAUUAAAUUAUCUCACAAAGUUCUUUUUUAAAUAUUAUAAAUAAAUAUAAUUUAUAAUUAACAUUUUUACAAUA
This is a messenger RNA of Bombus pascuorum, 989 nucleotides long. RefSeq names its product nucleolar protein 12 (gene vito). The coding region runs from base 199 to 921 and encodes 240 amino acids. Gene Ontology annotation, molecular function: RNA binding. Lineage: Eukaryota; Metazoa; Arthropoda; Insecta; Hymenoptera; Apidae. Gene Ontology annotation, cellular component: nucleolus. The transcript has 4 exons. The record is from RefSeq and is a predicted model, not a curated record.